Blastomyces dermatitidis ER-3 is the source of this 759-nucleotide messenger RNA. Its product is annotated as 3-dehydroshikimate dehydratase. The transcript is spliced from 2 exons. Lineage: Eukaryota; Fungi; Ascomycota; Eurotiomycetes; Onygenales; Ajellomycetaceae. Bases 1 to 759 code for a protein of 252 amino acids. The record is from RefSeq and is a predicted model, not a curated record.
AUGUGCCGCGCACUCGACAUCAGAGUGAUGAUGUUGCAGCCUUUUAGCAACUUUGAGGGGUGGGCAAGAGGAUCUAAAGAGCGAGAGGACGCUUUUGAAAGAGCAAAUGGUUGGAUCAGGAUUAUGGAGGCGUGCGGGACGGAUAUGCUGCAGCAACUAGCCGAUUUAUUGCGGCUACGCAAUAUGCGUCUCGCUUAUGAAAAUUGGUGCUGGUCCACACACGCUCCCACAUGGAAAGAUGUAUGGGACAUAGUCCAAGAAGUCAACAGGCCAAAUGUUGGGCUGUGUCUCGACACGUUUCAGACCGCCGGCAGUGAGUGGGCAGACCCGACAAAUGCAUCGGGACUUGUUGAAAAAGUGGAAGGAGGCGCAGAUAUCAACGAACAUCAGUUGGAUCAGAGGUUCAAGCAGAGUUUGGAUGAACUGGCGAAAACCGUACCGCCUGGCAAGAUCUAUCUCUUGCAGAUCUCCGACGCGUAUAAACCGCUACCCUCACCGCUGGGAAAGAGGGAAAUUGAUGGCAUGAGGCCUCGAGCACGGUGGAGUCAUGCAUUCCGCCCAUUCCCGUAUCAUGGUGGAUACUUGCCUAUUGAAGAUGUCACUAGAGCUGUGUUAGAGACAGGGUUUAGGGGCUGGUUUUCUAUGGAGGUCUUUGAUGGUGGCCUGAGGGGAGAAGUAGGCGGGUAUGGUAUGCGUGAGUACGCGAAGGAGGGGAAAAAGAGUAUGGAUGAGUUGAUUCGACGGUGCAUGCCAGUCUGA